Messenger RNA from Dibothriocephalus latus, 408 nucleotides. The record is from the annotation of a GenBank genome assembly. Lineage: Eukaryota; Metazoa; Platyhelminthes; Cestoda; Diphyllobothriidea; Diphyllobothriidae.
AUGCGCAAAGACGAAGAACCACGGUUCGAAGAUCUGGCGAACUUCAUUGAAAAACCUGUUUACAUUGCUUGUACUCUUUUCGGUGAAUUAGCGACUAUUUUAAGAGGAGAUGGUGAAAAUCGGCAGUCUGGUACCACACAAAGGUUUUCAAACAAUCUUCAAAGGAACGUGCAUGUUUCUAACACCAUGGAAGUAAACGAUCAUCGCGCCCCUGUCCCGCGCAGUUGUACGAUCUGUGGAGAAUAUCAUUAUCCAGACAAAUGUACUAUACGAGCGAUUGUAUAUGAGCUCAAACUGUGCCGUCAUGGUCUAAAAGCCAAUCAUAUCGCCAGGAACUGCAGGUCACCUUGUGGCUGUACAAUCGAAGCAUGUGACAGAAGAACACAACACUUUACCACAUCAAGAUGA